Molecule: messenger RNA, 1745 nt
Organism: Brachypodium distachyon (stiff brome)
Lineage: Eukaryota; Viridiplantae; Streptophyta; Magnoliopsida; Poales; Poaceae
Product: protein MCM10 homolog
Exons: 9
Coding region: 133-1374 (413 amino acids)
Biological process (GO): DNA replication; DNA replication initiation
Cellular component (GO): replication fork protection complex; nucleus
Molecular function (GO): DNA replication origin binding; single-stranded DNA binding
Source: RefSeq, a predicted model, not a curated record
UCCUCGUUUCCCUCGCCUCGAUGCCUCUAGCCCUCGCAUCUCUGCUCUCUCUCCCUCUCCCUCUGCGGCGCACACAGACGGAUCCCACACGGACUACCACCGUUCUACACACCUCGCCAACAGCCCACAGCCAUGGCGGGCGCCAGCGACGACCUGGACCUCCUCCUCUCUCUGGACGAGGACGGCGAGCAGGUCGUCCUCGAGACCCCUCCGGCCUCCCCGCGCCCCGCCGGCGGAGGCGCCUUUACUCCUCCGAGGACCGUGCGCCCCGGCGGCACCGACAUGUCCGUCUUCCGUGACGCCGUCAAGGAUUAUAUCGAGGCUGUCCCGGCCUCCACUUCCGCCUCGGGCCCCAAGCGCUCCAAGCUCCCCAAGUCCACCCAAACCCUCGUCGACACCUACUCCGGCCUCCGUAUCAAGGACAUGGCCGUCUCGCCGCUCGAGCUCACCAACCGCUUCGCCGACAUCCGAUUCGUCCGCAUCUCCGCUUUCAAGAACUUGGCCGGGGGCGACACCUUCUCGGGCUGCUGGGCGACCGCCGGCGUGGUGCUGGACAAGGGCACGACGCGGGUGAGCGCGCAAGGGAAGGACUACAGCAUCUGGAGGAUGGGCGCCCUGGACGACUCCGAGGUGUCCGUGUUCCUCUUCGGGGACGCCCACACCCACUACUCCGGUGCGACCGCCGGCGAUGUGUUUGCGCUGUUCAACGGCAACGUCCGCAUGGACAAUGGGGGGAAAGGGUUUUCGGUGAGUGUUGCCUCAGUGGGGCAGAUGAUGAAGAUGGGCGUUUCAGCGGAUUUUGGGAUGUGCAAAGGGAAGAGGAAAGAUGGGAUGGCUUGCACCAUGGCCACAAACAAGCGUAAGGGGUCAUACUGCAAAUUCCAUAUAUCGAACACAUCAUCGCAAAAGUACUCUACUGGCAGAGUUGAGCUCAAGGGUGGAAACUUCCAAUUUGCUUCUAAACUUCGUUCCAAUGGGAUUUACAUGGUCAAUCCUUCCUCAGAGCGAUCCAAUCCACGGAAUCCAUCACGACCACUGAAAGUGAUGUCAGUAGAUGGGCUAAAAAGGGCUUUAAGUAAUGCAGAUAAAGUGACCACUAAGAAUAACUCUCAGGGCAUAAGAUUCCUCUCCCAUGUCACAGGCGAUAUGGAACAAAACCUCUCGAGCAAUGGUCCCACAGCUCUGCAGAAGCAAAAGUUGGUCUCAAACAAAAGACCCGUGUCUUUUGGUGCCAAGGCAGCACCCAAACCAGGCUUUCAGAAGCAAGAACAAGAUGUCAAGAGAAGAAAAGCGAUCAAUCCUGUGGAGAAUACAAUCGAGCUGGACCUAGCCAGCUCGGAUGACGACGAGAUCAAUAUAGUGCUGCGACGCUGAUGGCCUAGCUAGACAGGGAUUAUCUUCACAGGAUGUGGUGAAAGGCGAAUAAUCCUUCUGAGGUGUAGCUUCUAAUAUUGCCAAAGAAUGUGCUUUCCAGAGGUUGUAAAUAUAAAUACGAGACGAAAGAAACAAGACUCUGGACAGCAUGUUUCAGGCGGAUGCUUAUGUAUCGCUUCCUACAUAAAUAUUCCUGAUUCACCGUCGACACUUAGAAACGCAGAGUUCCUUUUUUUUUGCAGCAUGUAUUUUGAAGUUGAACAAGGUUCAGAAUUUGUUCCUACUCAUUUUGUUGUUAAUUUUAAGAAUCACAGAGCUACUUUUGUAUUUUGCAUGUAUUUUGAAGUUGAACAAGGCUCAAAAGUCGUUCA